AUGGCCUCGCAAACCCAUCCAUACACCUACGUCAAACCCGCCCAACUAGCCACCCGCUCCAUCGUCUCCGACGCCAAACCCUCAGCAACCACAACCUCCGCCUCCACCUCCCACAAAGCAGCAGAUGCUCAAGGCAAAGCCAACCUAGCCAGUCCAACAACGGACAACUACGAACGAGCAGCAGCAGCAGCAGCAACUGUACAGAACAAGUCAGCAGAAGGUGCUGGUGUCUUGUCCGGCACCGAUAGACCCGGUUUGGACAGGACGAAGAGCUGGAAGAUGCAAGAUAAGCGCCGGGAUCAUAUGGAGGGAGUGCUGAGUGGGCAGCCGAGUGGGAUGGGGUAUUCGAGUACUGGUGGGCAGUAG
Molecule: messenger RNA, 366 nt
Organism: Recurvomyces mirabilis
Lineage: Eukaryota; Fungi; Ascomycota; Dothideomycetes; Mycosphaerellales; Teratosphaeriaceae
Exons: 1
Coding region: 1-366 (121 amino acids)
Source: RefSeq, a predicted model, not a curated record